Molecule: messenger RNA, 2790 nt
Organism: Cercopithifilaria johnstoni
Lineage: Eukaryota; Metazoa; Nematoda; Chromadorea; Rhabditida; Onchocercidae
Source: the annotation of a GenBank genome assembly
AUGUCGAACAUAGAUAAAAAUCCUAAAACUGGCAAAAACGUACGCGUUGCUGUCCGAAUAAGACCAAUGAAUGAUAACGAGACUGCCGAGAAGGCUCGUUGUUCACUAGUGGCAAAUGCUCGCAAACGUACAAUUACUGUGAUUGAUCGAGGAAUCAAUAAGGAAUUUGGACCAUUUGAUAAGGUGUACGGAACACAGGCAAAGCAACUUGACAUAUACUUAGAUUUGGUCGAACCACUGGUUAAGAAUGUUCUUGCUGGUUACAACUGUACCUUAUUUGCUUAUGGACAGACAAGCACAGGCAAAACAUUUACAAUGGAAGGUGAGCAAACCAAUUCAGCUUAUGAGCUUUCGUGGAACGAAGAUUCUUCAGUUGGUAUAGUACCACGAGCUUUGCAACAUAUUUUCACUGAAUUGGAAAACCAGGAUGCGGAAGAGUUCUCAGUUCGUGUAUCAUAUGUUGAGUUGUACAACGAAGAAUUGUAUGAUCUGCUUGGGAAUGGUGAGUUGGGUCAUGCAAGAUUGCGCCUCUUCGAAGAUUCUGUUCGAAAGGGCUCGGUAAUCGUUAGUGGCUUGGAAGAAGUUCCGGUGUUUGACCGUCUUGAAGUUCGCGAAUUACUGAAAAGAGGUGCAGAAAAACGACGAACUGCCGCGACUCAAAUGAAUUUGAAUUCAAGCCGUUCUCAUACCGUUUUCACAAUAACAGUUGUAAUUCGAGAAAAUACUGUGAGCGGGGAAGAAGUUAUCAAACAAGGAAAGUUAAGUUUAAUUGAUUUGGCUGGUUCGGAAAAUAUUGGUCGUUCCGGUUCCAUCGACAAAAGGGCUCGAGAAGCAGGAAGCAUCAAUCAGUCGCUGUUAACACUUGGUCGAGUUAUUAUGGCUUUAACUUCGGGAGCAGGCCAUGUUCCAUACAGGGAGAGCAAACUUACGAGAAUUUUGCAAGAUUCAUUGGGUGGGAAGACUAUUACUACUAUUGUAGCAACAUUGUCGCCUGCUUCUACUAACAUUGAAGAAUCGAUUAACACAUUGGAGUAUGCAUCAACUGCAAAGAAUAUUAAAAAUCAACCUGAAAUAAACCAGAAAUUGACGCAUCGUGCUUUGCUUAAGGCGUACAAUGAUGAAAUGAACCGUCUGAUGCGCGAUUUACAAGCUGCACGCGAUAAAACGGGUUUCUUUAUUGAUCGUCAAAAUUAUGAAAACAUGAGUACUCAACUUACUCAACAGAGCCAGCAGAUUGAAGCACUCACUGAUGAAUUGCAGUCAGUUCUUGAACGCAUCCAGUUGCUAAUGCAAGAUGCAGAAUUCUUGGGCCAGCAUUAUGGUCGUCUUUAUGAACGUUAUAAACAUAUGGAACAAAAAUACGAAGAACGUUUCAAUGAAAACGCACAGUUAAGUUUGGAGUUAGCGGACUGCAAGUCGAAUUUGGAGAAUCAUCAGUCUGUUCUGAAGAAGCUACAAGAAUCAGCGAAUCGAAGCCAAGAAGAGAAUAGGCAGCUCCGUCAAAAAUGUUCACAUUUGGAUCGGGAGUUGGGUAGAACGCACGACAAGAUUGAUGUCUUCCGUAAUGCGGCAAAUAAAAAUGAAAAACUGUAUGUUCAAUGUACAAGAGAUAGCGCACAAAGUGCUAACAAGCUGAAAGAAGGUGUUGAAGUUUGGAAUGAUAUGCUACAAUCGGAAAUGAAGAAAAUAAUGGACUGCUGUGAACGAACAAAAUCGAAUGUGGAGAAAGAUAUACUUGCAUUUCGGAACUGUAUAGAAUUGCUUCGUUCGCAUUUGAUAGCUUUCUUUACUGGUUGUGGGGAUAGCACCGAUAACUCAGUUGUCAGUUUUUUAAAAGAAGUCUGCAUGUUCAUCGAUGGUGCUCAGAGUCAUCAUGAAAAAUUAUACGAUCAGCACAACAAAUUUAUUGACUUUGUAAUGAAGCAUGUAGAAGAGUAUGAAUCUUUGGGAAGGAAUUGUUAUGAGGUUUCCACGAAUUACACCGAUUUUACUAUGUCACUGGCAGAAAAAAUAAAGCAUAUGGUUACUGAUGUAUUAGAAACAUACAUUGAAACGACGAGAAAGGAAACACUGCAAAUGAGAGAGAAAUUGAAAUUGUUAAGGACUGAACAACAGUCUGCUUGCGAAAGGCAGAGUGAAUAUGUGAAAGCUGCUGUCGACGAAACAUGUUCCAACAAAAUGGCUUGGGAAUCAUUUAAACUUUGUUUUUCUAAGAAAGUCACUUCUCAAAGAGAUCAUCUCAAUGACACACACAGAUCAAUGGAAACGGUAUGUAGAGAUUUGCAAGAGCAGAGCAAUGUGGUGUCUGCAGAGAUAAACGAAAUAGCAAACUCAAAUACAGAUGUUGCCAUGCAUCAAAUGGAGCUGAGUGGACUGUCGUCAUCAUCAUUGCUUCAAGAAGUAAAUAAAGCACAUUCUCGAAUAGAACAACUUAUUGGAAAGGAUAUUAUUCGUCCAUCCAGCACUGGCGAAACACCUGUCCGUAGGGAGCAGAUAGUACUCCCUGAACCAGUUGAAAUUCCGGAUGCAAAUGAGUUAAUUAACAAAACCAAGGAAAACGAAGUACCACGAAGACUAAGUCAGUACCGGCCGCGUGAUUCGAUUCUUGAAGCGCCAUUUGCCAUUCUCUCACCAGGAGCCCUCAAACAGACAUUAAAAUGCGAUCUGGAUGAAAUUGCUGAAAUACCUGAAAAUGGUAGUGAAUGUGGUGGUAUAGCUGUUAGAAAGCAGGAUGAUUCGGUGGCAAACAUCACGAAAAGACGACGCGCUUUUCAGAAUCGAAAUUCAUGA